Molecule: messenger RNA, 1836 nt
Organism: Penicillium riverlandense
Lineage: Eukaryota; Fungi; Ascomycota; Eurotiomycetes; Eurotiales; Aspergillaceae
Exons: 2
Coding region: 1-1836 (611 amino acids)
Biological process (GO): post-transcriptional tethering of RNA polymerase II gene DNA at nuclear periphery; transcription elongation by RNA polymerase II; poly(A)+ mRNA export from nucleus
Cellular component (GO): transcription export complex 2
Molecular function (GO): double-stranded DNA binding; RNA binding
Source: RefSeq, a predicted model, not a curated record
AUGGCGACUCCGGUGCUGGACCAAUUCCUCGGCAGUGUCGCCGAACUGGUCCAGAAUCGCAAUGGCCUCAAACUGCAGGACUUCCUCCAAAUCGAACCGCCGCUCUCCGACAUCUACAUGCGCAUGAUUGACGAAUUACGGCAGCACUACCCCUCAGACCCCCAGAAGGAUGUCGAGUUGCUCCGCCGAUGUGAGGGCCUGGUGCCACGCUCCAAAGGCAGCUCGUCAUGGACGGCCUUCCCGACCUUCCUCAAGCUCUACCUUACGUUCCUGCGCGAUGUCAAUGUCGAUAAUCUGCUCGACACAUACAAUCGCCUAAAAGGACUGCUGAACCAGUGCGUUUUAGCUCUUGGAGAUAGUCAAAUGGGCAUUAUCGUUUUGCAUACCGUCCUCUACCUGUCCAAAGUGCUGGCGAAACUAGCCAUGGGGUUAGACCGCCGACCUGACUUGAUUGCGAACACCCUGCGGAUGGAGGGCCAGGCGGAUCGUGAAGAGAAUAAUGAAAAGGUGACUUUGGUGGAACAAUCAGCCAACGUGGUGCGCGAGGCCUUUAUCAAAUGCCUCACUGAUCGCACGGGUACCCCGGGGCCGCAGGGGAAGCCUGAGGGGAAACGCGUGGGCAUCUACCUCAUGGCCAAUCUGUGUCUGAAACUCCUUUUCCAGUGCGGCAAGCUUCGCAAUGCCGAGCAGAUGUUCGCCAGUAUCAGCGCCCAAUCACCUCCUUUGACCUACUUCCCAGCUUCGCAGCGUGUGACUUACCUCUACUACCUGGGUCGCUACCUCUUCUCCAACAACCUCUUCUUUCCCGCGCAGAUCGCUCUGCAAGCUGCCUACGACCAGUGCCACCGCCAGGCGGUCAGCCAACGACAUCUCAUUCUGACCUAUUUGAUCCCAUGUAAUAUCAUCUUGGGUCGCUUUCCAUCUCAGACACUCUUGCAAAGAUCCGAGGCGCAAGGCCUAGGUGAGCGAUUCGGGCCAUUGUGCCAAUUGAUUGCCCGUGGGGACUACAUUGCCUUCCGGGAACACCUCUCUGUUCCAUCAUCGGCUGCCGAAUGGUUUGCGCGCAAAGGAAUCUUGCUUGCCCUUCGGAAUCGUUGCGAGAUUCUGGUAUGGCGUUCGUUUGCUCGCAAAGUUUUCAUCCUGGGUGGUUUUCACGGGGAUCCGCAGGCGCAGGCGCAGCGUGGUCCCCCGCCAUUUCUCUAUCUCGAGAAACUCGUUGUCGCGACCGAAUGGCUUCAGUCGCAGCACGGCCGGCCAUCGAACGAUACCUCGGUGGGUCGCAAGUCGUACGGAUCACAAGUUAUCUCUACACCAAUAGACCCGGAUUAUGAUGGGCUUACGGAUUCGAACGGGGCAUCUACAGACUCCGAGUUGCUCGAAAAGUAUGGCGACUUUCUCGCGCCGGAUGGGUUCUUCGACGAGAGAGGCCAAUGGCGGGAGAAUAUCCCCGGUCAGCUGGUGGACGGUGACCCAGACCCAGAUUAUGAAGGAUACCAACUGGACCCGUACUCGGUGUACGAUGCCGCAGACCAAUCAUCUCUCAUCAUGCAGGAAAUUGAGUCGAUUCUGGCCUCCCUCCUGACACAAGGGCUGAUGCGCGGAUAUUUGACCCACCGCAAGCCUCGUUUUGCUAUACCCGGUGCCCGCUUACGGGGUGCGCUGCCCACGGGUUUUCCCAACGUGUGGCAGACGAUAUCGGCGCGAGAGAGCGAAGAUUCCAGUGUACCAGGGUGGGUCCAGCCACCGGCUCCCACGGCAUUUGGCGCCUCAGCAGCACUAGCCGGGGGUAGUCGGGUGGUCAAUCUCAAGGGGGCGCGUCCCGUGGGGGUUCAAUAA